ACACGUUUAGUGGUGUAUCCCUCACAACAUGUUAAGCAAAGACAGGGGCCCUCUAAUGGUCAGAUGGUCGAGUACACCAGUUAGGUAGGUGUGACGGACAUCGGAAAGUGAUUCAAAAGUUUAACACAGUACCACAGCAGACUACAUAAUUAUGAACGGGUACGGAUCUUGGUCAAACACAACGGAUUCGGACAGAAUGGAAGGAAACACACCAGGAUCGAACAGAACGGGUGGAUACAGACCGGAAUCGGACAGAAUGGACGGACAUAUGUCGUCGUCGGAUAGCAGGUACAUUGACAAUGGCGAUAGAGAUUCAAACGGAAGUGUGGUAUCAUUAGACUCACAGGGCAAAAAGAAGUCAUUCGGUCGCGUAAUUGAACGAUUCGCUGAAAAGACAUCGAUGCAGGGUGUCCCCUACAUCAACGUCGCAAAGCUGCGUGUUGCCAAAAUCAUUUGGACUUUUCUGCUGAUCGGUGCCAUUGCAAUGAUGGUAUUGCAUCUUUACUAUCUCGGCAACCAGUUCUUUCAGUGGCCAAAAUCGACAACAAUUGAACUUGGCUUCAGUAAUCUCCAGUUACCCGCGAUUACCGUUUGUAACGUAAACAUCAUUCGGAACUCCAAACUUCGUGACCAUCCCGAUAGCUCCCUCGAUAGCUUACGUGCUCUGACAACCGCUGUCGACCCAACACAACUAGAUCCCACACAAACCGGCGCAUAUACUGGUAACCAAGGCCAAGGAACCGGAACCGGAACAGGAACCGGAACAGGAACAGGAACUGGAACUGCACCUGGUGGACUUGGACAGACAGGAAAGCGACGAAAACGGGCGGUGCAGACGUACAAAGACAUCAACCUGGCGGACUACAAGAAACAACAAACUGCCCAAAAGGACACUUCCGUCGGUCCCCGUGACGCUGUUUCGGACAUAGAGGCCACCUUCACAGACCUUUACAUGGAUGUCGAUAGAGACACGCGUGUAAGCAUAGGCCACACCAUCGACAACAUGUUGGUAUCAUGUGCCUUCAACGGCCAGACGUGUUACCCAGAUAAUUUCACAUUGAUUCAAACACCAACCUAUGGAAACUGCUAUACCAUACAGUCGCCAAAAUUUGUUUCCAAACAAUCUGGACCGUCAACAGGAUUAAAGUUGACGCUGUACGUAGACAACCAGGAUUACAUCAAAGGUAUCACCCAAGGACACGGGGCCCGAGUGACGUUACAUAAUCCGGGUACCAUACCUGAUCCUUCGGAAUUGGGCUUCUUCGUAUCCACUGCGUUUGAAACAGACAUCGGAUUGAAGCUGGUGGAUAUUUACAGAAGCGGUAAGCCGUAUGGUGAAUGUACGGAUGGUGCGUCCUUCGAACAAAGGUACAGGAAAAAAUACACGCAACAGGCGUGCCUCAAUGCAUGUAUAGAGGAAGCCAUGCUGUCGAGAUGUGGCUGUUAUGAAUUGCGUAUGCAGGAACUCUUCUAUAUGGCCGGCAUUACAACCGAGAGAUUCUGCAACACAACAGCAGAGCUCGACUGUCAGGCCAUUAUUCAGGAAGAGCUCGAACAAAAGACAUUAAAAUGUGACUGCCCCAACCCAUGCUCGGAGACGGUUUAUGGGAAGACGUUCAGUACGAGACAGUGGCCGACCGAGGAUUACUCUACAGUGUUAGUUCAGGCGAUUUGUGAGACUGACAACAGAACUGCUGACUGCAAACAUCUGGCAGCGAUCACCGACAAGGCGGAACUAAGUAAAAACUUUCUGAAAUUGGUCAUCUAUUAUGAAGAUUUAAAUUACGAAAGGAUUGAAGAAACACCAGAAAUCGAGACGGCGCAGUUCGCUUCGGACGUUGGCGGUGCUAUCGGUCUCUGGAUAGGACUGUCCAUGCUCAGUAUGUUUGAGGUGGUGCAACUGCUCAUAGAGCUGUGCGGUUAUGGCGCUAGCAAGUGUAAGGCGAACGACGCCAAGAAAGAAAGGGCUAGACGAAAACGUCAGCAGCGCCGCCUGAGGAAUCGACAAAAUGAAUAUUUCAGAAGAUAUGGUUUAGAGGAUGACAAGGCGAGGCACGGAAUGAAUGGAGUCCCUCCGGCUUUCAGAGCCAGACAUGAGAUGAACGGAAUGCCCCCAGAUAACAGGGAGGACUAUAACUUGCCAAACCAUUCGAUGAACGGUUUCAAGGAGAUGGACGGUUAUACUGUGUAUAAAGGUCAUUCCCAGACCAGCAGUGAACGUGGCUUACGGUACUAAUUGUAACCGCGAAGAUAAUGUUGAUGAAUGCGAGUUUCAAUCAUAGCGAUAUCUACAUAGUUGACACUGAAUCGAUCAGAAGUGGUCACCAAUGAGCUAUUGUCUUUGAUAGGGAAUGUCAAAAAUAUCAUUUGUUUCCGAGAAUGUCUCGGUAUUGAUUGGAUUUGCUUCUGGUGACUAUAUUACGCAUACAGACGACGACAAUGAUGAAAAUGUAUCUGAACAACCUUAAUUUUUGUUCAUAUAUAUCACUUUUUGUAAGCACUCCAUCACUUCCGUUGCAUGUUUAGCAAAUGAAUAAGAUGGAUUACUAAUUGGUCAUUGCAAAAUAAAAUGGGCAUUGUAUUGUUUUUGAAAGCGGAUUGUCCCCAUAAUGUGGAAUAUAAGGUGUGGAGAUCUUUAGAAUAACGACAUAUAUCCGUAAUUAGGAUACGUAUAUAUACACGCUCACUUACGUAAUGUUACUGAUAGCCGUUAAUGAGUCAAUUGUACAUUAGUCAACUGUACAUCCAUCAUCAGUUCCACUUUAGUUUAUUAAGGGUCCCUGUCCGGCUGCACUGCCGUUUUUGCUUAAUACAGUUACCUCCCCUUAACUUCCGUUUGGAUAUAACUGUAGCACAUAUUGGCUCCUACACUUUCGUUGUGCAUGUAGCUCAAUCGGUUUCAGCAAUGGUAUAACAAUCUGAAGUAUAGGACCUGUAUUCAUGAAACCGUUCUCACGUUUAAACAUGGAUUCUUUGCCCAAGCCUUAUUUCUUCUUCCGGUUAUAACUUAUUUUAAAAACCCUAUUUUGGAAAAUUAGUUAUAAAUUAAAGAAACUUGAACCCGAAAACUGUGUCCAAUGUUUACAAUUGACUUUUUGAUCGUUUGACAUGAUAUAAGUGGGUUAUAAGAAAGUUGGUUUGAGCACAGAA
Molecule: messenger RNA, 3150 nt
Organism: Mizuhopecten yessoensis (Yesso scallop)
Lineage: Eukaryota; Metazoa; Mollusca; Bivalvia; Pectinida; Pectinidae
Product: amiloride-sensitive sodium channel subunit gamma-like
Exons: 12
Coding region: 152-2236 (694 amino acids)
Biological process (GO): sodium ion transmembrane transport
Cellular component (GO): membrane
Molecular function (GO): ligand-gated sodium channel activity
Source: RefSeq, a predicted model, not a curated record